Osmia bicornis bicornis is the source of this 1186-nucleotide messenger RNA. Its product is annotated as leucine-rich repeat-containing protein 23-like. The transcript is spliced from 2 exons. Gene Ontology annotation, molecular function: protein binding. Gene Ontology annotation, cellular component: cytoplasm. Lineage: Eukaryota; Metazoa; Arthropoda; Insecta; Hymenoptera; Megachilidae. Bases 19 to 1011 code for a protein of 330 amino acids. The record is from RefSeq and is a predicted model, not a curated record.
AUAAAAUAAUAAAAUUCAAUGGAAAAAGGAGAACACGAUGAAGAGGAAGGCGAAAGGGAGGAAUAUUCAACCCCAAAGUCCUCCUCUAUUUUUGAAGACACUACAAGGGCCUUAACAUUCUCAGAAGCUGGAGAGUGUCUUCACACAUUGGGCAAAUGUGAUUCUGGACUUGGUUAUGCUUAUUUAGGUCUGAAUGCUUCUGAUAAAAAACUGACGGAUAUAAAGAUCAUACUCAUGUUCAAAUACGUGCUAUACGUGGACGUUUCCGGAAAUAGAUUGACCACCGAGGCUCUCGGUGUUCUAACCUCGAUGACAUACCUUCUAAUGAUUAAAGCUGACAAAAAUUUGGUAGAAUCUGCUGAACUGGACCCUAUGCCUUACCUUCAGGUGCUCACCCUGAACAACAACAAACUAAAGAGCACUUUGGGGAUUUCCCAUCAACUUCUUGAAUGCCUGGAACUAAAUUACAACAAUAUCGAAGAAGUCACUUUGAAUCCUUACGAUUUGACGAACCUAAAGAUUCUCGAGCUUCGUGGUAACAUGUUAACCACAACCAUUGGGAUAUUAUUCCCAGGACUGAGUCAUUUGUAUCUAGCGGAAAAUCAUAUUGAAAGGUUGGAAGGACUGGAAAUAUUGACCAACUUAAAGAUCUUACACCUGAGGAGUAACAAGCUAGUGAAUUUAGACGGUUUUGACUCGCGUUGUGGCAAGCUCAGUUAUUUGAAUCUACGAAACAACGAGCUGACGAAACUUUCAGAGUUAGAGAAAUUAAGUUGUCUACCAGCAUUGGAGACACUUAUUAUUUUGGAAAAUCCUGCGGUUGGUGAGCCAGCAGAAGAAGAGGAACCUGGUUACAGACAUAUUGCUUUAGCUAUGAUGCCUAAUUUAACACGACUUGAUAAAGAUACUGUGAGUUACCAGGAGAAGAAGGAUGCUAGGGAAUUUCGUAUACAGAUGGUCCGUGAUGGAACCACGUUUGAAGAUUUGGAUUUUAAUCCUCCAAACUAUUGAUAAACACUAUGUAAAAUGUUUCGAACUUUGUACCGUCGCAUGUGUUUUAAAAAAUUUUUACCUCCGUUUCUUAUCGUAUUUUCCUCGACAUUGCUAUAUCGUCUUACACGUUCCAUUACAUCCCACUUUUAGUCGCCUCUUACGACAGGCAGGGGUUACCGUGGCUGUAUUCUGA